AUGCACCGCACUAUCAGCUUGAACUUCAAUGUCGUCCUCGAAGGACAGCUUGAGUUGAUCUUGGAUUCAGGGGAGAAGCGCAUACUCAACCGUGGCGAUUCGGCGAUACAACGGGCCAUCAAUCACGCAUGGAGGAACGUCAGCUCCACAGCAUGGGCUCGGAUGGUUGCCGUGCCCAUUCCAGCAGAGGCAAUCCAGAUUUGUGACAAGAAGCUUGAAGGUACUGGCAUUCCAGGAAUGAAUUCUUCGUAG
Cladophialophora bantiana CBS 173.52 is the source of this 252-nucleotide messenger RNA. RefSeq lists its product as uncharacterized. The coding region runs from base 1 to 252 and encodes 83 amino acids. The record is from RefSeq and is a predicted model, not a curated record. Lineage: Eukaryota; Fungi; Ascomycota; Eurotiomycetes; Chaetothyriales; Herpotrichiellaceae. The transcript has a single exon.